Messenger RNA from Uncinocarpus reesii 1704, 1347 nucleotides. RefSeq lists its product as uncharacterized. The record is from RefSeq and is a predicted model, not a curated record. NCBI's taxonomy places the organism in Eukaryota, Fungi, Ascomycota, Eurotiomycetes, Onygenales, Onygenaceae. The coding region runs from base 1 to 1347 and encodes 448 amino acids. The transcript is spliced from 5 exons.
AUGGCAAGCCAAAAGCCAUCCCCGCCAGACUAUUAUUCCAAACUGCCAGACUGCGAAUCGCUACUCGGAAAGCUUUGCAACCUUGAUAACAGCUCUGAUUUCAGAAAAUGCAAAUAUCAACUUGGAAAUGAAGAGACGUGUAAUUUUGUGGUUGACUUUGACGAUAAUGGUGCCUGGGGUGCGUUUGAUGUGGAUAAGGCUGAGCUCUCUGCUUUGCUAGAUAAAACUAAACCGAGGCCUUUUGAAACUAGAUGGAUCCAUUAUGGGAUGUCGCAUCGGCUUGGAGGGCUCAUGUGCUCGGAUCCUUCAAGGAAAAAGAAGAUAACGCCCCUAUCCCCAAAACUUGCAUGCGACAAACCGAAUGGAGUCGUCGACGAGACAGAGGUUUCAUCGGAAACCACGAAGUCAAGCGACAUUGAAGCCGGAUACCAGUCUGAGAAGAUGGUUCCGGCGGAUGCCCCAAGAUCUCUUGAAAAACAAGAGUUUGACAUGGGUGGCAUUUCAUUCUCGCAGUUGGUUGACAAAAUUUGGCAUUUUUCAACUUCGAGUUCCUCUGUAGCACAGCUAAUCGAGCUAGGAACCGUCAUUUCCAUCCAAGAAAAUCCGUUCGCACAGGAGAAUUUAACCCGGGAGCAGAGACAAGCAGCUUUGAAAAUAAUACGGCGAAACAUUGGCCUGGUCCUGUUUGGGAUAUCAAAGCAACACGGAGAAAACAAGAAGAAGAACCCUCUUUUGGGAACACAUAUUAGAAACUCUUCUAGCGAGUCCACAGACGUGAGGGUCAAGAAAGGCGAGGGGCCAAGCUUGCUUUUUUAUUACAUUUUUGACGAUUGGGCGACCAACUACAGUUUGGUCAUCGGACGGGAGCAUUCAUACAGUGCUGCCCUUGAGAAGUUGAGGACCAACAUGUUAGAAAGACCCCGAGUCAACUUGAUAACGGACUUACACCGGGUAGGAAGGGAACUCGCAGUCUUGAAACGACUAUAUCAGAGCUACGAGUUGAUCGCUACCCGAAUUCUUAAUCGGCAGUGGCAGAUGAAGGAGCAAACCCGCAGCGUUAGCCAGCGGACGGCAAGCCAAAUCCGGGGUCUGAAUAAGCAUCGCUUCAAUGUCACCCGAGAUCACACCUGGACUUCAUUGCCAGACGAUGAGAGUGAAGAUGAAUUCAAUCCACGACAGAGCGGAGGCGUGCAGUUGAAAGCUGCAGCGCUAAAUCGGGUCGAGCGACUUGCUGACCGGAUCAGGCUCUAUGCCCUGAGCGAAAUCGAAGAGUGUUUGAACGAGAAAGAGACGCUCACAUUUCUAGUAAGUUCGGGCUUCUUCCCUCAGAAGCGACGUACGAUUUAA